AUGGAGAAUCUAAGAAAACGCAUCAUCACCUAUACUGGGAGCAAAGAGACGUACGACGAGGAGGAUGCUACUCCACUCAGUCAACAAGAACAAGAAGCUUUUAUUGAACACUUACGGCUAACAAAUACAAGAGAUAAUCGCAUGUUUUCUAUUUUAUUCUCCUUCUUGUUUCUCGUUCUAGCCGUACCCGUCCUUUUGUACCCAGAGAGCUUUUUCUACAAACUCGUUGAGGUCCUAGUCCUAGGCUCUAGUGCCUUCGUCAUGUAUUUCCUUCCUACAGACUAUAUUCUUGGUUCUCCUGCAAUUCCAUUUCAAUGGAAAGUUUUGCUAUCCUCAAAUAUCGCUCUCCCGGCAGCUGUAUUCCUCUUCACCAUUCACAAACAAUCAUCCAUUCUUGGGGCUUUGUUUUCUAUGCGAUUCCUUGCUUUGGCUGUUUCUGUUUUCACUGAACUUACUCGUUAUUCCAUGUAUUCUGCUGCUUUGGGCGUAGAAAAGCUCGAUAAUAUGCGAUUCGCAUAG
Molecule: messenger RNA, 519 nt
Organism: Schizosaccharomyces osmophilus
Lineage: Eukaryota; Fungi; Ascomycota; Schizosaccharomycetes; Schizosaccharomycetales; Schizosaccharomycetaceae
Product: ER membrane protein
Exons: 2
Coding region: 1-519 (172 amino acids)
Source: RefSeq, a predicted model, not a curated record